Molecule: messenger RNA, 797 nt
Organism: Staurois parvus
Lineage: Eukaryota; Metazoa; Chordata; Amphibia; Anura; Ranidae
Source: the annotation of a GenBank genome assembly
AAGCAUUUUCCACCUUCUCCAGGGAUCGAUCGAUUCCUCCAGGAUUUAUAUUCUGCACUCAGUUCCUCGACUGUAUAUACAAAAGAGUUACAAUGCAGAAACAACCUUACCAGGAUCCUCCUCCUAAUUAUGAAGCCAUCACGACCACCGCCCCUCCUGAGAGCUACCCAAUGUCCUCACACACUGGGGAAAGUGCGCUGGUUAAAGGUGUCCCUCCCGGUCUCCAAAGACUGCUACAGAUGAACCAGAUCUCCAUGCAAGAGAAAUUCACGGUGUCACAAGGCUGGGGGCGGAGCUUUGAUGUUCUGGAUCAGAUGGGCCAACGGAUAUAUCAGGCCACUCAGACCGUGGAGUGCUGCGGGCCGAUCUACAAUCUGAAGGUCAAAGACAAUGCGGGUCAGGAUGUCAUGGAGGUGCUGGAACACCGCGCAUGUACCUGCUCUCGUCUGAUGGAGGUGAUUGUCCCAUCAUAUGGGGUCGUCGGAUUGGUUACUUUGCACUUCAAGCCCCUAAUCACCCACUUAUCCAUUAUGAACCCAUCAAAGGAAGUUGUUUUGCUGAUCCUGGGCCCCAGCUUCCAGACCAGCAUCUUCGGGAACGUAGCCUUUGAGGUAAAAUCUCGAGAUGAGCAGCAUGUGGUUGGGGUGAUAAAAGGUGAGGGAGGCCAAUACACAGUUACAUUUCCGAUGGACCUGGAGGUGACAAUGAAAGCGGUGAUUCUGGCCUCCUGCUUUUAUCUGGAUUCCAUGAUUCAUGACAAAAGGAGGCACGUGGCAAACCGUCCAAGCAGCGACUAA